GAAAGAACGGCGAGGUCGAGUAUUCGCUGCUGCCAUCUACUGGCUGGGAAAGGUUUCACAUCGACUCCAAGACGGGACAGCUCACGAACACGGAGGUUUUGGAUAGGGAGGAGCAGGAGAGCUACGUUCUCACAGUGUACGCGCGUGACGGCGGCACGCCUCAGCGCGACGCCACGGCGACGGUGCGCGUCACAGUGACGGACAUUAACGACCACGCGCCCGUGUUCGCGGGCUCGUGCUACGACGUCGCGGCGCCGGAGAACGUGCGUCUGCCGUCGCUGCACACGUUCCGCGCUCACGACGCGGACACCGGCGACAACGCGCGCAUCACGUACAGCCUCGCCGGUGUCGUGUUGGUGUACGUGGAACCGUGGGAGGCGGCGGCGGCGACGGUGGCGUUCACGCGCGACGGCAACUACACGGCGAUCGUCGCGGAGAACGCCGCCCCCGGCACGCCCGUGCUGCAGGCGCGAGCGAGCGUCCGCGGUGGCGCCCUCGUGCAGCAGCCGCCGGCGAUCGAGUACGCGCUGGUGGCGGGCAACGACGACGCGGCGUUCACUAUACACCCCACGACGGGUCACAUUAUCGUGAGGAGCUCCCAGCGCCUGGACCGCGAGUUGACACCCCGGCGCCACCUGGUAGUAGAGGCGAGCGCGGGCGCGGCUGGCGUCAGCUACGCACACGUCCAGGUGGCGCUAGAGGACGAGAACGACAACGCGCCGUACUUUGUAGCCGAGCACGUCCGCGCGUCCGUCUACGAGGGAAGCCUCAAGGGCACCUUCGUUGCCAAGCUGGUCGCGUACGACGCAGACGACGGUCGCAACGCGGCGACGACCUACCACAUCGUCGGCGGCAACGACGACAGCGCGUUCCGCGUCGACGCGGCGACGGGCGUCGUGACGACGAGCAUCCAGCUCGACCGCGAGAUCCGGCCGUCCUACUCGCUCGCCGUCGCCGCCGUCGACGUGGCGCCACCUAGAGGCCGCGCCGUCGCGCGGCUUUACGUGACGGUGCUGGACCGCAACGACAACCAGCCGACCUUCCCGCCGCAGGGGAGGGUGCGAAUACAGGAGGACGCGCCGGUCGGCACGACGGUUGCCGUGGCGACGGCUAACGACGUGGACAUCUAUCCUAACCUGACGUACGCGCUCGUGCGCGCGGCGGCGGCGGCGGGGACGCGGCGUUCACUAUCGACCGCUACACGGGCCUCGUAGCGCUCGCGCGGCCGCUAGAUCGCGAGACACAGGACACGUACACCAUCAACAUAGAGGCAUCGGACGCGACCAACUCUGUCGAGACGACGUUGACGGUUGUCGUCGGCGACGUGAACGACAACGCCCCCGUGUUCUCCUCCUCCUUCUACGAGUCCGAGGGAUGAUCACUGACACCAGCCGGCACCACCGGUCUGCGCAAGCGGUGCCGAGCGAGCGACGACGACUGACGGCGCCAAUGGCUGCGCCUGACCUACCGA
This is a messenger RNA of Priapulus caudatus, 1471 nucleotides long. RefSeq names its product protocadherin-16-like. Gene Ontology annotation, molecular function: calcium ion binding; cadherin binding. The record is from RefSeq and is a predicted model, not a curated record. The transcript has 8 exons. Gene Ontology annotation, cellular component: catenin complex; plasma membrane. NCBI's taxonomy places the organism in Eukaryota, Metazoa, Priapulida, Priapulimorpha, Priapulimorphida, Priapulidae. Gene Ontology annotation, biological process: homophilic cell-cell adhesion. The annotation marks the transcript as partial.